AGAUAGAUAGAUAGAUAGAAUAAACGAUCAACUAGAGUAAAAUCAAGUUUGGGAUAGAAGCUGAACUAAAAGCUAUGACUAUACUCUAACUUUAUAUAUGUAUUGAAUAUACACUGUACAAUGUGAGCAAUACUACAAUGUGUUAUUACCAUAGAGACAGAAAUUUUGUUUUCUUGGCAAAUGCCAUCCUCUGCCUUUUUAACUAUUUUCUCUGUCCUCUCAUUGAUGACUUUCAUUUCAAAACUUGUCUGUGUGUGAAGAUUUUCUUAACGGCUGUUCUCGUUCCCGUGUCCUUCGGCCUGGGCGUGAUCUUUUUAAGAUAUUUAGUAAAAUACUGGAUUUCCACUGUGUGAAGAACAUCCUCCAGUCCUCUUCCAUGUCAAGAUAAUGUUUUAAAACACAAAAUGGCAACAUGCCCACAUUACUGUAACCCAAUGUCCUAAUGAAAAACAAAUUCACUAGUUCAACAGCAACACAGACAAAACAGAAAACAAACAGGAAAAAAUUAAAUUAUUUUUGUAAAAGCUGCAAGAAGAAUAAUAAAAUGACUUAUUUUCAAGAGGUUUUAAUUAUUGAGAUUUGACUGCAAAUAUCCAGUCACUAUUAUUAAGAAACAAUCCAUUGCAUAAAUUAUGUCAUGUUACAUCAAAUACAUUGCUAGUACAGAAGCAGACAGUAUAUAAUGUAGUUAUGUUUCAUGUUGACAGGAAUUUUAUUCAUGCAGUUUCAACACUUACUGCCUGCUGUUUAGUGAUUACUGUGCAGAGAACAUAAGUAAAUCAACAGAGCAGGAGGGUGAUUGCUCAAUAGGACAAAACACCACAAACGACCCCUUGUAAGUGUUCAGGUGGGUGGUUAGAUACUGUAUAUACACUUCCUGUAUAGAAACACAUUCAAGAAGAACUGUUGAUUAGGGGAAGAGGUGUGAGCAAACAGAAGUCUUUGUAUCUCUAUGACUCUGAAUAGAACUGCUCAUUCCUCACAUUGCAAAAUGAAACAUAAAACAAGGGAACAUGCGUAUUUAAUCUUCCUUUAUUUCAUACUGGAUGCUGAAAUCUGCAAACAGCUGUAGUUGAUAGUGAAUUGUGUGUUUCACUUGUUACUUACCAUGUUACUGUAUGUUGCUGUGCUAGGCCUAAAUAUAAUCUUUAAUCUAACACAUUUUGUUGGCUUUGUUUUGAAGCAUCCUCUUUUGUAAACCAAACUGUCACAUGUCCUGUUUAUAGUGAUUGUUGAGUGAUGUCACUCCCUAAUACGUUUGGAUAAUUAUUGAGAAAUUGACUCAAGCUUUGAUUAAUGAUGGCUGACGUGACAGAUGAAAUUGCUAUGUAAUAGACUUUUACUGUUACUGGUGCCAGAUAAUUUUAAUUUCAUUUAAUUUACCCCCCCGCCCCCCAGCCACAAACUGUGCGUACACAUCGGAUGAAUGUGACAAAAUGCGGAAAUGACCAUAAAGCAUUGUUAUUACACCAAAUAAGGAAAUAUGUCAUGUUUAACUCAGUUGCCAGUUUGGAAAUGAAUGGUCAUUUUGGAGGAUGUAGUUUGUGGUGCUGUUGAAUUGUACUGCAUUAUACUCACUAUUAUUUUGUUCACCCCAUUUAUAUCAGCAUAGGCUAAAUAACAGAAACACCUCUUUGUACAGAUCCAAAUAUUAGGGGUAGUGCUGCAUAUAAAGUAAUGUCAACACCAGAUACAAAGCAUAUGAAAAUCCAUUGUAUUUAACCACGUUUUACGGCUGGGGUCUCUGAGACCCUGAGCAGAAAUAUUGCGUAAUUUUCUGUAGCAGACUUCUGAAAGAUGUCAUCAGUUCAAAAGUCAUGAAGAAGUAUAAAGGUGAUAAAACAUUGUUGUUAAAGAGGGUCUCUCAUUUAUUUGUCUUUUUAUCUGGAACAAAACAUGCAGUUAAAAUGAAAUAAUGUUUCUUUUAGGACCAGAGUACAAACUAACAAAAUGUCAGACAAAAUAUAAAAAAAGCAUCCAAACAGAAGGAGCCACACAUCUGGAAGUCUCUUUUAACCGUACUGUGUAUCCAUCGUGUAUGAGAGUGAUCCAGUGCUGAGGCCACAAAACAACCAAACACCCACAGUAGUGAGGGGGAACAAAUCUCAGGAAAGCAUCUAAAAUUAGAUAUAAAUGCAAAUUAUAUUUAUAAAAGAAUACAGGUCAUUUUUAUGUCAAAAAAACUUUCCAAAUAUAUUUACAUACUGUACUUAAUACAAUUUUAAGGCUCUUCAUAUUUCUACUUAACUACAUUUCAGAGGGAAAUACAUUCAGUACAUAGCUCCACGUAGCUCCACCUCGGCAAUAAUCCAGUACUAUAAUGUAUCAUAAUGUACUGUAACACUGACAGGGGGCAUUCUGCUUGCAUAAUGAAUACUUUUACCUUACUUUAAGUACAUUUUCUAAUUUGAAUACAUCAUACUUUUGUACUUUUCCUUUGAAAUUUUGAAUAUGUGACUUUUACUUGUAAUGCAGUAUUUUUACACUGUUGUAUUGUGACUUUAACUUAAGUAAACUAUCUGAAUACUUCUUUCACCACUGACAACUUUAUGCAUUAGUAAACUCCAACCUUUUUCAUAUGAUUAUUAUCAUGAUAUGAAAGCUGAUUUUAUCAUAACUGAUUAUCUAAGGAGAUAAACAUGAGCAUUAAACCUUGCUAAGGAUAAAAUAUGGACAUUUAAGGUUCAAGUUGAAAUGAAAAAAAAAAUCCUCCUGUUAGUCACUGUUCAACUGUGUUUCUCUUCAUCAGAGGCAGCGAGGGAUCAUAUAGUUAGGGUCCUUGGAAGACACAGCAGUAAGGAACUCUUGCUUCAGUGGGGAAAAGUUCAGGGAUAAAAGGGAUCACUCAGGAGAUUACUCCCAUGUACACAACAUGGAUGCCUAGAACACAAAAAAAAGAGCAUUAUGUUGCUCAGCUUUAUUUUAGUGACUGUGUGCAUGUUGGUGUGAGAGUGUGUGCUUCUCUUACCUUAUCCUCACUAAUUGUCUAUUAUAUCACCAAAUGAAGAGUUAAGCUCAGUUUGUUUUCUUUGUACAUGUCCCUCUGCUGCCAUAGGAUUCUCCUUUUAGCUGUGUAAAUGAAACAUCUUUUUUUUUUUUCAUGCCUCCACUCAGGGCAGUGUUUUUCAAUCAGAUUAGUACAGCACAUUCUGUUCUGUUUCACUUCCUGAUGACUGUGCAGCCUGUAUCCCUGAAUGAACUCACCCGCGUGCUUCUGGUUACACUAAGACACUCAUUCAGACUCACGUAUUCUCGCAACUGCCUAUCAGAUUUGAAUACUUCAUACAAUGUUUAGUAAACAUGCUUGCCAACUAUCAAGAAGACCUACUGUUUAUUGGGUUUUUUUUUAAACAAAGAAUAUAAGACUUUUCUGUGAAUAUAGAGCAGUAAGAGGCUCUAAAGCUCAAAAUAUGAGCGACAAAUCUAUAUAAAUAUGUUUAUUACAUUUAUAUUAAACAGCUACAAACAGCUUACUUAACCUUAAUCCGUUUAAAAUUCAUGUUUCCUACCAGGUUGCUGCUUUCACCAGAACAGAAACAAGAUGUUUGUGAUUUUUCAGGAAGGAAGACAACAUGUCAGGCCCUCUGUCAAUAUCAAAAUCUAUUCAUGCAUUUCAGUUCGGCUUAGGCCAGUUGAGUUCAUUUUUGACCUCCACUUAAGCAUACAAGAUGGGGGGAAGUGCCAACAAAGCUACCAGGACACCGCAGUUCAGACCAGGGUUGGGAAAACAAACAAAUCUCUGCCUGAGCUGGAGUAAACUGUCUUGAUGAUUUAAAAAAAAAACCAACUGCGUUUUUAUUGUUAACAGCUUCAGGUGGGUGGUGAUGGAUGGUGAGGGCUGGUUGUGUUAUCAGAUCACAAAGCCACAGUCGUUCUGUUUCUGUACUAUUUUUUGUUUUUAAUGUGAAUAAAAUGUUCCAAUACGAGAGUGUGUAAAACCUACAUUCUUCCUAUAACUGAUUGCUCAGAAGAUUAUGCAGCCGGUUGACAACAUCUCUGUGGGUGUGCAGAAGCAGGUUCACUAGUGUUAUGUCACCUUUAUAAUUAACGGGAUCAUCAUGUUCCCUUCAAUAGCUGCCUGGCUGUCUGCCAGCAGUGUGGUCAGACAUUGUCCUCGCCACCUCUGACUCUGGGAUUCAUCCACCAGAAACCUGCCAUAAAGUUUUAACUAUCUGAGCACCUCAGUUCAAGCAAUAAGGAAUAGAGUUUCAACUCUUUCAAGUGAACAAAUCUUAUUGUCAAAGAAAUACUCACACCAGGAAUUGAUGCCAUAUUUUAAAGUUUUUAAACAUUUUAAUGCAAACAUCCUGUAUGAACAUAAUAAUAUUCCAGUGCCCUCAGACCACAGAAGCAUAAAAGCAAAGCCAUAAAGAUAUUUUACGGAUUUCAGCUGGUCUUGCAAGCCCCUCGCCCAUGUAUAUUUCCUGCUUCAGUUAAAGCCAGAGUUCAUCAAAGAAAUUCUGAACAUGAUUUUUCAUUUUAAAACAUCUCAACUCUGUAUCCAACCAUUAACAAAAUGGUCUUUAUUUAAACACAAAAGCAGAUAAAUAAGAAGAUUAAAUUCACAGUUUUAUCAUGAUACUGUAUAUUGUAUAUUCAUAAUGACAGGACUUGUUGAAAACAAGAUUUCAUUCAUAUGCAGCUGGUGAUUCUGGGUUGUUGGUCCACAGGGGAAAGUUACAUGUCCUCUUACUGGCUGUCCAUAGGCUGUAUUUAAAUACAAAGAAAAGUUCUGGGAAUCAGAGCUAAUUUAUUGGAUUCACUAAUAACUAACCUAUGGUCACAUUUACCGAUAACAACUAACCCCACCGUUGGUCUGUGAGCAAUUUGAAAUACCAACCUUUCCACAGCAUUUGGUUAAAAAACAAUACAAAAAUCCUAUGCAAGUUUGUCCAAACUGCUGAGACACUAACUCCCACAGCUCCAAACUACUCUGUUUCGUUCCACACUCUCUCAUGUCUUUCUCUAUCCCUCCUUUGUCUUUUUGAAUUCUUUACUCUAUGUGUUAACUGACAUACUGGCAUGCUGUAUACAUGCCAGUGUAGUUAACAGAUAAAUAAACAGAUAAACCGAUGCAAUGAAAAGCCUGUGAAGGUAAAAACAACCCUCAGAGAUUAGUAGGUGAUUUUAAAAUAUGCCCCAGACCUGCUGUGUGAAUCUAAACCUUGCAGAAGUACAAUAUUUUUUAAUAAUAUUUAAGAUAUUUUAUGAUGAGAGGAAUUGUCUUUUCAGGAAGCUGUGAAUACAGGUUAAAGACAAACUCAUACGACUGGCCACGUGGGAGAACACGUUAAUUAGGAAGUAAUUAAGCAUUUACUCAGGUGCUGUAUUUAAGUAUGGUUUUGAGAUUAUGGUUCUUGAGUAUUUCCAUUACAUUUCAGAUAAAAUUAUUGUAUGCUAUACUACGUUGUUAUGUUUCUAUGAUAGCUGUAGUCUUUUCUUUGCAGAUGCAUAUUUGACUUUCAAAACAAGAGCUCAUAAAAUAUGAUGCAUUAUACUUCCUUACAUUACAUGAUAUAAUUACAACACCUGAUAACUACUAACAUCAUUUGAUACUUUGACAGCGAUCACUAUCCUAACUAUCCUUCACAGUGAGUACUGUUAUUUUGGAUAUUUACUUGUAUUUUAAUGCUAGGUCUAAUAAUUCUACAUAAUACUCAUUUUAUGGGCCACAUAGGAAACCUAAUUAGGCUAUAGUAACAAAGUUAGGUUAGGUUACUACAUGUCAGAGGAAAUUAUUGUAUGUUUCACAGCAAAAUAGCUGUACUAUUUUCUUUGCAGAAUAAGACUUGACUUGCAAAACAAGAGCUCAUAAAAGAUGAUGCAUUAUACUACGUCUUACCAUUACAAGAUAUAAUUACACGUAACAACACCUGGACCAGGUUUAUUAUUUUACCUUAUCAUUUUACAUUUUGACAGUGAGCACUUUUACUUUCGGUAUUUACCUGUACUUACAUACUGGUGAGACAGAAAACCUAUUUAGGCUACAGUAACAGGUUAGGUAGGGAGUAAUCAAAGAUGGCAUUAGUGUAUGGUUUACUGCAAAGUAGCUGCAUUACUGUCUCUCCGGAUUAAGAUUUGACAUGCAAAACAAGACCUCAUAAAAUAUUUCUUUUCAAGACGUAAUUACACUUAACUGCACCUGGUUACUGGUUAUUACUUUCACUUUGACAGGGACUAUACUUCACAGUAAAUACUUUCAACUUGUACUUGAAUAUACCUUAAUAGUGGUAAGAUUGAAACCCUUAUUACGCUAUAGUAACAUGUCAGGUAGGUACACUUAAGAUGAAAUUAUUAUAUGUUUUACUGCAAAACAGCCAAACUAUUUUCUUGUAAAACAUGAGCUCAUAAAGCAUUAUACAGUACAAGAAAUAAUUACACAUAACAGCACCUGGACCAGGUUUAUUACUUUAAGUUGUCAUUUAACACUUUGAUAGGGACUUUCCUUACUAUCCUUCACAGUGAGUACUUUUACAUUUAAUACUUAGGCCUACUGGUAUUUUAAUAUUAGGUAUAACAUUUGUUCUCUCAUACUGGUCAUAUGGGAAAACCUGAAGGCUAUACUAACAUGUUAGGUAGAAAGUAGCAGAGUAUAUUUACUCAAGUUACUGCAAAAUUACUUGCAAAACAAGAACUCAUAAAAUAUGUUUCAUUAAACUUUCUCAAAGAAUGCCCAAGUAAUAUAAUAAUAAUUCAUAACAGCACCUGAACCAGGUUUAUCAUUUCACACUGACAGGGACUGCCCAGCAAACAACUUCCUGAAACGUUCCCAUUUGUUUAUAUUUUUGCAACCUUUAAAGGAACGUUCCCGUUCUAUUAUGGUAUUAUGGUUCUAGGAACCCCAGAAGAUGGCAGUAUGGCAAUUUGAUUUGCAGUUAUUGUUGAGUUACUGUGAGUCCAUGUGUGUAAAAAAACAGUACAAUGUGAAAUCUCAGAAAGCUUCUCGAGCGAAUGCCAUUCUCACAAUCUCGCGAGUGGAGCGAGCUGUCAACGGCUGUCAAAGAGGUUCGGUAACGUCAAUGCUUACGUUACUGCUUGCGGUCCAGUAUGGCAGUUGAUAUGGUGGAAUUAAAUCAAUAGGUAGUCCUAAUUAUUUAAAAGUUGUACUUUCAUAACAAACUUUCCUUUAAAAAUGUUUCACAUUAUCAACUUUAUACUUUAAGUUGCAUCUUUGCAAAACGUUUUCUUCCAUAGUUGAGCUAGCUAGCGUUUGUUAUGAUUAGCUAGGUUAAUUGUAAAAUUGUAAAAUAGUGUUUAAAACAUGAAAUUUAUGAUAUGUGUCUGAUAUCCUAAACAAUAAAGCUGAUAUCAUGUCUUGGGUUUGGGAACAGUAAGGUUAGCCUAACUCUAAGCAAUAUUCAGGGAAACUUUUUGUUUAUGCUAUCGUUAGCUUUAGGCUACUUUAGGUGAUCUCACAAAAAUUCAUGGUAGAAAGUAAUUCUAAUAGUUAAAAUUGAAGUUUUGAUUAGAGAUGGUGUGGAAAUGCUAUUCUUGCCUAAAGAAAAGAAAAAUGAACAAUUGAAACUUUCUUUCAUUGUGAUGGAUGAAAUGAACAUAAAUUUUCAGCCACCCUGCACUGAAUGUCUACUAUUUGGAGCCAUUGCUUGCUCUGCACAGAGUGUGUAGUAACCUCCAGCCUUUGACAAAGAGGUACCUGAUAUGAGACAGAAGAGGAUCAAGGAGAUUACAAACCAGGUUGGGAGAACAUUCCCAUACUUCAGUGUUUACUUAUACUUCAAUACUGGUAAGAUGGCAAACCCAGUUAGGCUACAGUAACAGUUUAAGUUGGAAGUAACCAAAUAUAUUUACUCAAGUUACAGUUUUGACAUACUUCUGCAAAACACUGUACUUUGCAGAUUAAGAUUUGACUUGCAAAACAAGAGCUCAUAAAACAUUAUGUAUUAUAGGCCUCCUUCUCAAAAUGAAAAGAAAUAAUUGCACAUAACAGCACUUGGACCAGGACCUUCUUGUGUUACUGUGUGAUGCCCACACGCAGAAAUGACCACUGAUCAGGAUCUGCCUAUGGAUGGCCAGUCUGCCACAGCCGUGUUUGCUGGAAAGGGUAUUGAUGUAACACCUGAUAAAGACCAUGGCGUUAUCAAGGUUGUAAUGCGGCAGGGGCUGGAUGGAGACCGGCCAAUGAUUGGGGACAGAGUGACUGUCCACUACACUGGGAAGCUGCUCACCGGGAAGAAGUUUGAUUGCAGUCGAGAUCGCAAAGAACCUUUCUGCUUCAAUGUAGGCAAGGGACAAGUCCUCAAGGCUUGGGAUAUUGGUGUGUUGUCCAUGCAGAGGGGUGAGGUGUGCACGUUUCUGUGUAAGCCAGAGUAUGCUUAUGGAGCUGCUGGAAAUCCUGACAAAAUUCCUCCCAGCUCUUCAGUAGUGUUUGAGAUGGAGCUACUCAAGUUUGAAGGAGAGAUGCUUACAGAGGAUGGUGGCAUCAUAAGAAGAAUAAAGGUCAAAGGGGACGGUUACAAUAAUCCCAAUGAUGGAGCAAGUGUUGAUGUGCACCUGGAGGGAAGUUGUGGUGGUCGACUGUUUGACUGCAGGGAUGUCAGCUUUAUUGUUGGUGAGGCUGAAGAUAAAGGUGUUCCUCACGGAGUGGACCAAGCCAUGGACAAGAUGCAGAAAGGAGAAUGCUGUGUACUUUACUUAAAACCAAAGUAUGGCUUUGGAAGCGAAGGUAAACCAGAGUACAAAAUUGGACCAGACAAAGACAUCAUAUAUGAAGUUACCCUCAAAGACUUUCAAAGGGCUAAAGAAUCCUGGGAAAUGGAUUUGAAAGAAAAACUGGAUUUGGCUCCUGGAGUUAAGCAUAAAGGAAAUCAGUAUUUUAAGACAGGGCGGUACUACCCGGCAGUCACCCAGUACCAGCGCAUCGUUGUCUGGCUAGAAAUGGAGUGUGGUAGUGGGGUGGAGCAGCAGAAGAGGAUACAAGACUUUAUUUUGACAUCACACCUCAAUUUAGCGUUGUGUUUCCUGCGGAUAAAAGAGUUCUCACAAGUAGUAGAGAACUGUAACAAGGCGAUUGAGAUCGACGAGAGCAAUGAGAAGGCUUUGUAUCGUCGCGGGGUGGCCCGUCUCCUUCGUAACGAGUUCAGCCUGGCCAUGGCAGACUUUCAGCAAGUGCUACAAGUCAACCCUUCAAAUCGAGCAGCUCGUGCUCAGAUUUCCACCUGUCAGAGAAAGAUUAAGGAACAUCAUGAACAGGACAAGAGGACCUACGCCAACAUGUUCCAGAAAUUUGCAGAACGGGAUGCCACGACUGGGAAGACGAAGAAGAGGCGGGAUGAGAGUGCGAGCAGCGGCAUGAAUGGUGAAGUGGGCAUUAAACGACAGCGGAGGAGUCGUGACUGUCCAUUGUAACAGCGACAUUUGAAAGGAAGAAAAAGAAAGACAUGCCUCCCUUUUCUUUCCAAGUCCAGGGAGCAGAGGCAGGAACAAAGUCAUAUAAAGGCCUCUAAUCCAAACAUCUUUAUCCCAGAAUCCAACGUUACCAUUCCUGCAUAUAAAGUGGCGUGUAAGCAGGAAUGUUUGCAAGCCAAACAGCAUUUCCCCUGUCACAUGGACUGUGGAACUGCCAGGAUGUACCUCCCUGUGGAAUUAGUACUGCAGAAUCAGUGAGUUAAGAUUUGUGAACACUUCUAGCCCCCACCUUUUUAUUUAGAAAAAAUAUAGUAUAUUUCUUCAGAAACACAGAGGAAUUCCAUUUUAUUUGUCAUUAGGCUAUUGUGUAAAGUUGAGAUGUGCCUCCAAAGUGUGUUUCCAAUUCCCAAACUGUACUUGUUGGUUUUCAGACCUCUGACUUGUAUUUAGUAUUAAGCCUUUUUCUUGGGCAGCUGCAUGUAUAUAUCAUGAGGUGUUUGGGAUCCAGACUUGAAACUUUGCUAUUUUUCAAUGUGCAAUAUGUACUUUGGAUAAAAGGUAUAACAACAAGUCCUGUUAGCUAAGUGCUUAUUUUAAACAAAAACACGAUCAGUUCAACUUUUCUGUGCAAAAGUAAGAAAAGCAAAUUUCCCAUAACUUAGCCUGAAUUCCUAAAACAUAAAUAUAGUGUACGAAAGCCUGCAUUCAAUUAAUGUUGGGGGAAAACUGAAAAUACAGAAAUACUAAACUACUACAAAUCCAGCAUUCACAAAAAAACCCAAACAAUUCUCCUCCAAACAUGAACCUUCAAUUUGUCAUAAAUCACCUCAAGUUUCCAAUCAGCAGACAGCAAAGGCAGAGAGUAGAAUCUGAAAAAAGCACAAACUACAUAAAAUAAAUUAUACCAAAACACAAGUCUGUAAUUCUGGCGUUCUGGCAAAUUCCAAAUUUACUGUAUUAGGUUAUUGCUAGUAACAGCUGAAUUAAUAUGAGAUUCAUUUGUGACGUUAAACUACUACCUACAAAGCCAAAUCAGUACAUGUUUUUUAAAGACUAUAACAGAAACAAAACUGUGGUGUAGAGAGAUUAUUUCCAGAAACACAAUUCAGAUUUAGUCCCUUGUUAUGGGCAAAGAUGAGGCAUUGUUUUACUAAGAUGGAAAAGACCAUAGGCGUGCACUAAAAUAAUUUAUCCAUGAAUACAUGCAUGAUAGGUUAUUAUUAAUUUAAUAAACUUGUGUUUUAUUCAUUGAACACAUCAUGCAGGACAAACAAUGCUUUUUAUGAGAAGCCAGUCUGACAUUGUAGUUGAUCAAGUAAAACAACUGAUGAGAGGUGUCUAUGGGAGAACAUAAUUUUUGUGGAUUGAUUACAGUUUAAUCUGGUGGCAGCUGCAAAAUCUUAAAUAAAAUGAAAAUACAAAAGUUAAAAUAUAUUUAACAUUAAAUGUUUCUGCAUCUGAGCUCCGGUCCAUUUUAGUGACUGUUGACUCAAAGUUUCUUCUUCUGUUCUAUCAGCUAAUUGCAUAAUCAGCAUGGCACAAUCUUCAACGCACAUAAAAUCUUCAUUCAACAGGUGAAUACAUGCAGCGCUUCUUCAAAAUCCUCAUAAUUAUGAUUUAAACUUCCCACAAAAGGAGGCAUUUGAUCAUAAAACACCCCAUUCCCAUCUUUGUAUUUGACAGAGCAGAUAUACACUAGUUUUUGACUCUGUGAGUGCAAGUGGGAGAAGGUCACACAAACCACAAUUAAGCUUUAAAAUCGUCAGAACCACAGUUUUCAUUUAGUCUUUCAGCUCUGGUGAUGUGACCAACUACAUACUUUUACAUCUGUGUAGUUCUUAUUGCCUCAGUCCUGGAACAGGUGUCUCUUUAUUUCACUGCAUAUAUAUAUAUAUAUAUAUAUAUAUAUAUAUAUAUAUAUAUAUAUAUAUAAUUUUUUUUAAUGUGUGAAUGUUAGUAGAUAGUGGACAAUGAUGCACUUUGGUGACUGUCAAACCAACACUGCUGGAUAAAAUGUUUUUAAAACAUUGCUUGGUUCAGAAUGAAAACCUUACCUGUCUUAAAUAUUUUGUGUAAAAAAAAUCAACAGCCUGUAUGUGUGUGUGUGUUAAUAUAUAUUGUUGUACGUUAGCGAGGUUUUUAAGCAGCUUAUUGCUAAAUGUUUUCAAGUACUGCUCGCUCUAAACAUUCAAACAUUUUGUACAGUGGGCAGGAAGUAUUUUUUCUAGCAGUUACAAAUUUUAUUUAAGGAUAUAGAGAAUAUUUAUCCACCAUUGUCAAGUACAAAAAGAUUUCCAGGCCUCUUAGUGCUACAUUCAUCGUCGAUAACUUGAAAAUGCAAAUUACAGGAACAAUUUGGACAUUUUUGACAUAACCAAGCAGCAUAAAACGCAGUUGGUUAAACACAGCCAACUUGAGAUUGGUUUUCUUAGAAACUGUUAUGUCAUACAAAAUGUUUACAUGUAUUCAAAAGAUCUUUGCCUUGUAAAGCAAAAUGUUAUCAAUGUUUUAAACCGGCAUUUAUGCAAAAGAAAUAUUUUCAGACAAAAAAACUACGUAAGGUACCUCUGUUCAUGUCUUCUUUAUAUAUAUAUUUUUUUAUUUUUUUGCACUUUAAAAGCAUUAAAUAAAUCCAAGAGUUGCACAUAAA
Messenger RNA from Siniperca chuatsi (mandarin fish), 12016 nucleotides. It is a transcript of the gene fkbp5, whose product is annotated as FKBP prolyl isomerase 5. The record is from RefSeq and is a predicted model, not a curated record. Gene Ontology annotation, molecular function: protein binding; peptidyl-prolyl cis-trans isomerase activity. The transcript is spliced from 11 exons. Bases 7999 to 9366 code for a protein of 455 amino acids. NCBI's taxonomy places the organism in Eukaryota, Metazoa, Chordata, Actinopteri, Centrarchiformes, Sinipercidae.